AUUCUGUACAUGUACAAUUGUGAAGGAUUAAUGGGAAAAUGCGAGAAGUUCAUGCUGGAUAAAUUUGAAGAAAUUACUGUUCUUGAUGAGUUCAAGGAAAUGAAGGAAAAGGAUUUUGUCAGAUUGAUCAAAUCACAUGAAAACAAGGCGCCAGAGAGUGUUAAGCUAAAGGCGUUGAUAUCUUGGAUAAAACAUGAGCAAAGGAAUCGCACGAAACUUCUGAAGAGAUUGAACAACUACAUUGAUUUGCAUAACGUACCAGUGACUUAUAGAAGAUUGCUUGUUGAAAACGAGCCUAUGGUAAAGUCAUGUUCUGAAUGCUAUCAAGCCCUCUGCAUCUCUGUGAUGGAUAGCUUAAAAGUUGGUACAUCAGAUGCUGAGAAUAUAAAACAAGAAGGAAGGGAAGCAAUUGCAGUGUUCGAUAAAAACUCAAUGAGUCUUCAAUGCUUUGACCCUCGGAAUAAUACUUUGACAAAAAUGCAGAACAUGCCUGGAUUAGUAGCUGGCUUUUCUGCUGUGCCUGUCGAUGACUACAUUUAUGUUCUCGUGCAUGAUCAAUCUGUUCAUCGGCUAAAAUAUCAAUAUCAAGCUAUUUGGGAGAGAAUGAAUGAUAUGAUGUAUGACCACGGGUUUUGUCCUCGCGUUGCUGUUUUGUCUGGAAACAUCUAUGUUGUUGGUGCUCUCAAUAGUUUCGCAAAAUCAGUUGAAAAGUUCGAUCCAUCAAGCAACAAAUGGGAAAAAGUAAAAAACAAAAAUCUCAACAACACUAAUUCAACAGCACUGGGUGCUCGAGGUUGUAUAUACAGCAUUGGUGGAGUAGUAUCACGUCGUUCGACCAACCGAGUAGAAAGAUUUGACCCAACAUCAUCAACUUGGUCAUUUGUUGCAUCCAUGAAUGAAGCAAAGGAAUUUGUCGCAGCUGUUGAAAAUGACGGGAAAAUAUAUGUCCUAGGUGGAAAGGCAAACGAUUACUUGUCAACAGUUGAACGAUAUGAUAUUUCAACAAACGUGUGGUCCACGGUAACUCCCAUGUUAAAUAAACGUGGCUGGCCCGGUGCUUUUGUUAUUGAUUCAAAUAUUUACGCAUUUGGAGGAAUUAACAGUUCACCGGGAAGCAUGGAGAAGUUUGAUUUCAAAAAGAAUCAAUGGGAGGUGAUUGACAUGAAGAACAUGCAACUGUGGAUACUCGAAGCAGUCAAGAUUAAAUUGAAGUGAUUUGACUGUAUAUGACAGAGAAUAGUUAGUUACCAUUAACAGACACUAGUAGUUGUUAAUAUAAUUGACAUAGGUGCUUGUGAAACCACUGAUUGAAUUUUGUAUAUUUGCUAUAAUGAGUUCCUGCAUUAAUUAAUUACUGUAAUUAAUUUAUAUAGUUUUCUUAAAUAUAAUUCACAUGUGACAUUGUCCAGCAUCAUCACCUCUUUGGACAUAGAUAUGUUUACAACUGAUGAGGACAAAAUUAAUUUUAAAUGGUUUGAUUGUAUUUAACACACAAAUUGUUUGUAUUAUUUAUACGAGAAGAAAGUUGGAGUAAAACUAGUAGGAGUAAAACUAGUAGGCUAAUAGAAUUCCCAUUCAUUUUUUGUGUUAUUGAAUAUUAUCUGGGUGUGAAAUAUUGUUCUAUGUGCUAAUUCUUCAAGCCAAUUCUUCAAUCAUACUUAUUCACCGGUCACAUAUAACUAAACUCUCUGAAUAAAUUGUAAUUUAUAGAUUAGUAGAUGCCCUCUUUGACCCAAUGUUCAUUAAUGUAUAUUAAUAUUUAUCUUUAACAUCACUGUAUAAUUUAUAUUAUAUAUGCAAUCAAUAUUCAUAUAAUGCUGCUGAGUUCAAUUCUUCAUUUAUCAUCCUUAAUUUGUUAAUAAAAAGUUUGAAAUCAAACGCGGUUUUUAGUUACUUUGAAAAUCAGCCACGUGAUGACUCUAUAUUUUAAUCACAUAGUUCAGUGCAUUCCGAAUGUUCAAGCCUUGGUUUGUGACAGAACUUUAUUAAAUAAACAAAUGAA
Styela clava is the source of this 2002-nucleotide messenger RNA. NCBI's taxonomy places the organism in Eukaryota, Metazoa, Chordata, Ascidiacea, Stolidobranchia, Styelidae. The record is from RefSeq and is a predicted model, not a curated record.